Messenger RNA from Hibiscus syriacus, 1176 nucleotides. RefSeq names its product myb-related protein 308-like. Bases 336 to 1112 code for a protein of 258 amino acids. The record is from RefSeq and is a predicted model, not a curated record. The transcript is spliced from 2 exons. Lineage: Eukaryota; Viridiplantae; Streptophyta; Magnoliopsida; Malvales; Malvaceae.
AGAGUGAGAGGCCACCAUCCACACUCCCUUCAAACCUGUCCCACCAACUCACAUCUAGAAGCUAAUUUAAGGUCACUGCCCUCUUGCUCUGUGUUCGAGUAUAAUAGUCAAAAGGCUAUAAAAACAGCUUCUAACCUACUCUUUCUCGAAGGGCCGGCCUCAAUAUUAUGUUGCUGCAACACACAAAAGAAAAAGCCAUUCUCCACCCUUAUUCUUACUACUAAAUUCUCGAUAUAAUAAUAUCUAGUGUUGAAAAACAGCAAACGUCCAGGUAUAGUAGUAGUAGUAGUAGUACUGCUAGUUUCCACUGGUUGAAGAAGGGUUUGUGUUCAAUUAUGGGAAGGUCUCCUUGUUGUGAGAAAGCUCAUACGAACAAAGGUGCAUGGACCAAGGAAGAAGAUGAUCGUCUCAUCGCUUAUAUUCGAGCCCAUGGUGAGGGCUGUUGGCGUUCACUACCUAAAGCUGCUGGCCUUCACCGUUGUGGCAAAAGUUGCAGGCUUCGUUGGAUCAACUACUUAAGACCUGACCUUAAACGUGGAAAUUUCACUGAAGAAGAAGAUGAACUCAUCAUCAAGCUGCACAGCCUACUUGGUAACAAGUGGUCUCUUAUAGCGGGGAGAUUACCAGGAAGAACUGAUAAUGAGAUAAAGAAUUACUGGAAUACACAUAUAAGGAGGAAGCUAUUGAGUCGAGGGAUUGAUCCGGCGACUCACAGACCGCUCAAUGAGGCUUCUCAGGAUGUAACAAAGAUAUCUUUCAGUGGAGUCAAAGAAGAGAAAGAGAAGCUCAGUAACCCUAAUGGAUUCAUCAAGAAAGAAGAAAAGAAAAUCUCAGUUCAAGAAAGGUGCCCAGACUUGAAUUUAGACCUCAGAAUCAGCCCCCCUUACCAUCAAACCACCCAACCAGAGCCAUUGAAAACUGAAGGAAGAACUCUUUGUUUUGUUUGCAGCUUGGGGGUUAAAAACAGCAAAGACUGCACUUGCAGCAGCAGUAUAAGCAGCAGCAGCAGCAACAGCAGUGGCUAUGAUUUCCUAGGGUUGAAUUCUGGUUUAUUGGAUUACAGAAGCCUGGAAAUGAAACACGAUAAAAGAGGGGAAAGCUUGGAUUUUUAACUGUUUAGAGAAAUGAUAUGGAGAUUGAUAUUAGUUUUAAAAAUCCCUUUCAUUUUUGUUCUCU